This is a messenger RNA of Monomorium pharaonis (pharaoh ant), 1209 nucleotides long. RefSeq lists its product as uncharacterized. NCBI's taxonomy places the organism in Eukaryota, Metazoa, Arthropoda, Insecta, Hymenoptera, Formicidae. Gene Ontology annotation, molecular function: odorant binding; olfactory receptor activity. Gene Ontology annotation, biological process: detection of chemical stimulus involved in sensory perception of smell; sensory perception of smell. The record is from RefSeq and is a predicted model, not a curated record. Gene Ontology annotation, cellular component: plasma membrane. The transcript is spliced from 8 exons. Bases 251 to 1153 code for a protein of 300 amino acids.
UGCAAUAAAAAAAAAAAAAUAUUUCAGAGAAUUUUCUUAUUAAUAAAUUAACAUAUUUUACAUAUUAAAGAGUAAACGUUAUGUUACAAAUAUUUUAAUAAAUUAUUGCUUACAGUUAACAUCGUUUUUAACCUCCAAAUGUACUUCCGACGUUAUAAUUAAGAUUGUUUGUCCUGUACCUUUUUUAAUUAUUUUUAUAAUAAAAUAUAUCGCUUUUGCAGUAAAUAUCAACAAUAUAAAAGAUUUAUUGAUGCAACUUCAACAUACAUUCAACCAACUAAAAGAUGAAUCUGAGAACGCUAUCAUAAAAAAGUAUGGGCAAAAUGGAAAACGAUAUACAGUUGUACUUAUAAUACUUGGUGUUUGUAGUAUAUGUAUUGUUAUUAUCGUUCAAUUUUUGUCGAUUAUUCUUGACAUUGUUUUACCGAGGAAUGUGUCUCAAUUACAUCAUAUGCUGAUUGUAACAGAGUAUUUUAUCGAUCAAGAGAAAUAUUUCUAUUUAAUUAUGCUACAUAUAUGUGCAGCUUUUUACAUUGGAAUGCUUACAAUGAUAUCGACAGGAACAAUGCUCAUUGUAUAUUUUCAAUAUAUCUGUGGAUUGUUCAAAGUCUCUAGUUAUCGAAUUGAGCGUGCAAUGAAGAUUAAUACGCUACAAAAUAUUACUUUAAGAAAUGAGAAUUUAAUACUUAAGGGAAUAAUAUAUGCAAUAGAUAUUCAUCGACAAGCUAUGAGAUUAUGCAAACUAUUACUAUCUAAGUUUGAAACAAUGUUAUUCUGUUUAAUAAUAGUUGGAGUGAUUUGUUUAAGCCUCAAUCUUUUUCAAAUAUUUCAGAUAGCAUCAUCUGGAGAAAAUAUUAAGGAAAUAUUCAUACCCGUUAUAUUAUCAGUUUGCAGUAUCGUAUAUAUGUUUACAGCUAAUUACAUCGCACAGGAUUUAAUAAAUCAUAAUAAUCACAUAUAUAUUACUGCAUACGGUAUUCAAUGGUAUAUGGCACCGUUAUAUAUACAAAAAUUGAUAUUGUUUCUAUUACAAAGAGGUGUCAAAGAUUUAUCUUUAAAUGUUGGUGGAUUAUUUACUGGAUCGCUAGAGUGUUUUGCUACGCUGGUGAAAGCUUCUGUAUCUUAUUUUACCUUCAUGUAUUCUACACGAUAAGAUAAAAAUGGAUUACAUAAAAAUGUAAUAUAAAUAUCAUUAGUAAAAAAUCAAAU